This is a messenger RNA of Rana temporaria (common frog), 3858 nucleotides long. RefSeq names its product spore wall protein 2-like. The record is from RefSeq and is a predicted model, not a curated record. The transcript has a single exon. Lineage: Eukaryota; Metazoa; Chordata; Amphibia; Anura; Ranidae. Bases 834 to 2699 code for a protein of 621 amino acids.
UAUGCCUGUAGGGUUUUAAAAUAAAUAUUGUAAUAAUAAUGGCGUCUACCAUUUUGUGUUUAGCAUUUGCUAAAGUUAAUGUAACAAUUUUGUGCCUCUCCCUUAGAAAUCUCAUUGAAUCCUUGGCAUUACUUGCAGAUUUUUGUUCCUAGAAUUUGUUAGGUUUCUGUUUUUACUUUCCUAUCUACACUGUACAGAUAAACAGAAGGAAUUUACACUGGUUCCUAGGUAGAUUUCAUAAAUAUUGUUUUUCUUCAAAGGUGAUGUGCCUUAUUGGUUAAAUUAACUUUAUAUUUUUAAAAAAAGUUUUACAUUUUAGGCUUAUGUUUUUAAGCAUUUACAAGAAACAUGGCCAUCGUCACAACAAACAUGUGCAAUCUGAGAAUUGCAAUAGAAAUUCUUGCAUCACACUCAAGUUGAUACAGUUCCAUGACAACUGUAAGCAUAUAUUAUGACAUUGUUAAAAAUGCCUGGACUUCUUCAAUUUCCCCAGUUUUAAGAUUAUUUUGUUUCAUUCUUUGUAUAUGUGAAUGCUUUGUCAAUUUUCUGCUUGCUUUUUUUUUGUUCUUCUUUUUCUUUGUCUUAUUCUUUUCUUGUGUGUUGCUUGCUGUUGCAUUUUGUUUCAUCAUUUUUUACUCUUUCCAUUCUUUCUUCAUUGUUUUGCCUCUCUGGUGGAGUAGAAGAACAUUAAAAAUGUGGAACUGAAAGCUGAUGGUAAGGUCAAGACAAAAGAGAGUAGCAGAUCUCUUUCAUCGUUGCCUCUUCAGAGCAAGUCAAUUAGUUCCAACAGCAAGAAAUCUGAAAUUACUGGCGCAGAGGCACAUACACACACCAUGAAAAGGGGUAUUCAGGAAAAAUUUAGAAAAGCCUCAGAAGCUGGCAAAUCAAAGUAUUUUGCCAGUCAAGAGCAAUUCAGUUCAUUGGAAAAAGAUAGUACAGAGAUGGAAACUAGUGUCAGCCAUUCUAAAACCCAAAGUAGAACUAAGAAGCAAAAAUCAAAGACUAGUACAGCAGAUAGAACAAAGAGUAAGGCUGAUGCCACAUCAUUUGUACCUGGUGAAUCAGAUAGCAUAGCAAAAUCCAAAAACAAUAAGCAUUAUGAUAAGACCCCCAGAAUCAUCCGUGUCCAAAGCCAUGAGAGUAUUAGUGGACAGCAAAUGAUCAGUGGUAGAAAUGGGUACAAAUUCACUAGUAAAGCUGGAAAUAUGUCAUCCUCUUCUUCCAGCUCAGACAAUUUGACAGAUCAGACAUUUAGACAGGGUGUUUCUUUAAUAAAGGAUAUUUCAAGCCAACUUGGUAAGAAUGAAGCACAACUAAAUGGUAAAAAGUCUAGGGGUGACAGAGUAGAGUGUUUUAAGAAAGACGAACAUAGUGGUGGUAGUACUGAGAAUUCAAAUGAACAUGGAAUACCUACAUAUAAUCGCAAGAAAAAAGAAGGUAAAAUACUUAUUGUUAAACAAAAGGAAAGUCUAGAAGAUUCAGUCUUGCAAAAUGGCAAUAUGGCAGAAUCAAGCAAGAAGGAAGAAGACGGUGAAAGUAAAGAAAGCUGUCUGACUGAAAAUGAUGAUGUGGAAGGAGAAGAGGAACCAGAAGAUGGGGAAAAAGAAACUAUGAACAAAGGGGAAAAAAAAGUAGAAGCCACGGAUGAAGUAGAGGAGGAAGAAGAUGAAAAAGCAGAAGUGGAACAAGAUGAAGACACAGAGGAGGGGGAAGAUGAUAAAGAAGAAGCAGAGGAGGGGGAAAAUUCAGAAGUGGAAAAGGAGGAAGAAAAAGAUGAUGAAGCAGCAGAAGAGGAGGAGGAAGCAGAAGGAGAAAAUGAGGAGGCGGAGAAUGCAGAAGAAGCGGAAGAAGGAGAAAAUGAGGAGGAGGAGGAUGAGGAAGGAGAAAAUGAGGAGGAGGAUGAGAGGGAAAAUGAGGAGGCGGAAGAAGGAGAAAAUGAGGAUGAGGAGGAGGCUGAAGAAGGAGAAGAUGAGGAGGAGGCGGAAGAAGGAGAAGAUGAGGAGGAAGCGGAAGAAGGAAAAGAUGAGGAGGAAGCGGAAGGAGAAGAUGAGGAGGAAGGAGAAGAUGAGGAGGAAGCGGAAGAAGGAGAAGAUGAGGAGGAAGCGGAAGAAGGAGAAGAUGAGGAGGAAGCAGAAGAAGGAGAAGAUGAGGAGGAAGCAGAAGAAGGAGAAGAUGAGGAGGAAGCGGAUGAAGGAGAAGAUGAGGAGGAAGAAGCAGAAGAGGAGGAAGAAGCAGAAGAGGAGGAAGAAGAUGAGGAGGAGGAGGAGGAAGAAGAAGAUGACGAGGAAGAAGAGGAGGAAGAAGAUGAGGAGGAGGAGGAAGAGGAGGAGGAAGAGGGUGAAGAAGAUGACGAGGAGGAGGAGGAAGAAGAUGAAGAAGACGAGGAGGACGAGGAGGAAGAAGACGAGGAGGAAGAAAAUGGCGAAGAGGAGGAGGAGGACAAUGUAAAGAAAGACAAAGACAAAAAAACAGAAAAGGGAAAAAUGGAGAUGGAAAAGAAGGCCAAUGAGAAAAAGAUUCAAUCCAGUAAAACUACAAAACAACCCGAUAAGCAAAAAAAGAAUGUUAAAAAUAUUAAGAAACAUGAGCUUGAGGAAUAUGAAUCUACAAAAUCUGAAAAGACCGCAAAAUUGAAGAAUCUGGACCCCUCAACCCAGUUUUGGGACAAUAUUUUACCACAAUAUUUGACAUUAAAAUAAUGUUGACAGUUGUUUUAAUAUGUGGUAAGCUUCAUUUUAAAUUGCUUAAAAUUAGUAAAUAUAAACCUACUGGCUAUAGUUGUAUGAUAGGGUAGACAUAAGUUUGAACUCCUGUACAGCAUUGAUUUUUGAUACAGUUUGAAUAGCAUUAUUAUAUAUUUAUAAUAUAUAUAUGAUUUUGAUAUCCUCUUAAUAUAUUGUAAUGUUAAAAUCCACAAUUUCCUGACCUGUUUGUUUCAGGCGGAUACUGUUGGAUGUAAUAUUUUUCUAUUACUUGCCCAGCCGAGCACAGAAAUCUACAUGUUUGGGUUUUACAGCCCCAUCCAGCUUCAUCAAUAUGUUUUUCUUUAGGGCCAACAAGUGAUCGUACUCGUACUGUACUGGUUUUUAAGCAGAAUAACUAGAGAAUGGAGUAGGGCGAAAUGGAUUGUUUACCAUAAAGCAAAACCUUGAAUGCAAUCUGUGGUGGAGGCCAGCCAGGAAACCCAAAUGGAGAUGUUGAAGUGUUAAUUAUUCUAAGGUGAUAUCUUCACCAAACUGACUUGGUUUAGAUGGACAAUCUACUUUGUGUGAAGUAUAUGACACAUAGGAGAAAAUGUAUAUUAUAUACCUCAGUGCUAGACCUAGAAGUCUGCUAUAAGCAGGUGACAGGCAGGACAGUAGUUCAAGAAGAGCACAAAAAAUACCAGGCGAUAGUAAAAGUGACCUGUUUCUACCAAUGUUCUUUUGUAGUACGCGUUCUCUACUUUUUACUGGUAAUCUUUCUGAUUAAAUUUUUUUUUAAUUUUGUAUUCUUUUUACUCCACCCCUCAUGCACAUAGAACUUAACUCGGCUUAUACAGGCAUUCAAUGUUUGUUUUUUAAUAUGCCUGUAAAAGCACCUCUAUGUUAGCCCAUGUAGACAUACGUGUUUACAUGCGUAUUUAAAGAGGAAAACACACAGGCAAAAAAAAAAGUACAUCAAAGGCGCAAAAAACAUGUGUGUAUAUGCACAAAAUUAUAUUGCAAUGCCCAGAAUAAAUUAAUAUUGUGGUCAGUAGAAUGCAUGUAUGCUCAAAUGCCAUAUGUACAUUAACAUGCAUACAUAUUGUAACAUUGGAGUAUUUAUUUCUGUAAAAUUCAGGUAGAAAAAAAAAUGCUACUUAUUUUUGUAAGCUCA